This is a messenger RNA of Aspergillus fijiensis CBS 313.89, 624 nucleotides long. RefSeq lists its product as uncharacterized. Lineage: Eukaryota; Fungi; Ascomycota; Eurotiomycetes; Eurotiales; Aspergillaceae. Bases 87 to 461 code for a protein of 124 amino acids. The transcript has 2 exons. The record is from RefSeq and is a predicted model, not a curated record.
UUAUAACCUACUGCAACGCCAGUAACCGCUGGCCUUUCAUCCCUUCCCAAAACAUAAACGAAAGACGAAGUCUCUCUUCUGUCACCAUGUUUUUCACCCGCAGCGGCCUGAAAAGUCCUAUGGGGAUCUCGUCGAUUGUGCAGUGUUCCGACAAAAAAUUGUACUGGUUCGAUGGGAAAGCGUCGACGCCAGAGGACUUUAUGUCAAAACAUAACCUCCAACUUCGGCAUGAAGGUUACAUCAGUACCUGGGCAUGCUAUUAUCAUUUUUUUCAGGCCGAAAAUAAUUCUUUCGACGAGAUCCAAGAUGCAGUCGGCUCCCGCAACAUCUGGCGAUUUUCAAGCGACGAGAUUGAGCAUUACGGAGUCUUCCUUCAAACCGAAGGUGUUCUACGCCAGGAAAUAGUCCUGCUGACCGGCGAAGAAAUAUGGCGGUGCGAUCACCCAGGGGUGUUAUUCUGAUGAUUAUGAGCAUAACCUUGGGUCCAUUUCACUGCGAGGGAAGGAUGUUUUGAACUAUGUAUAUGUCACUCCGAGAGACUCUUUUCUGUAGGAAGUGCCAAAAGAGAUGUGUCAGGAGUUAAGCAGAGUAUCAAGUUGCCUUGAUCGAAGAAUGAGACCAAUA